Molecule: messenger RNA, 1947 nt
Organism: Penicillium olsonii
Lineage: Eukaryota; Fungi; Ascomycota; Eurotiomycetes; Eurotiales; Aspergillaceae
Source: the annotation of a GenBank genome assembly
AUGCGGCCCUCAAUCUCUGUGAUCGCGUGUCUGGUCUCGUCUGCGCUAGCCCAGACGUUCCAGCGGCUGGGUGGAUGCCCGGAUUUGGGAUGUGUUUUCCCUCCGGAUCAGGCCGAUUUCCUGGCCGGUCAAUACUUUGAUAUCCGCUUGGAGGUGCACUCGCCAGUUAAUGGAUCGGAAGCACGGACUGGCGAGCCAGAUCAAGAUUUCAAAUUCACAAUCACCAAAAAGGAUGGUAGUCCUGUUCCAGCCACCAAGUACUUCAAAGUGGACGAACCAGAGCUCGAGAGUUGGAACUUCACGUGGUAUGAAGACCUCUUCGCGCAAGACGCAGACAAGCCCUCCCUAGUCAAUGUCACCUCCAAAAUCUACCGAAGAGUGGCCCUCUACGAGCCAGGAGAAUACGAAGCAACACUAACCUACUACGGAAACGAAAAGACAGUAGCAAACUGGCUUGUCCGCGACCUGCCCAGCAAGCGACGGGCCAAGAACGUCGUCAUGUUCAUCGGAGACGGCAUGACCACGAACAUGAUAACUGCUGCACGUCUGAUCGCACACCGCAGCAUCAACGGCAAGUACAUGACGAAGAUGGCAUUGGACAAAUUCCCCGUCCUGGGCCACCAGAUGACGCACUCGAUGGAUUCCUUCAUUACCGAUUCUGCCAACUCAGCCACAGCCCUCUACACAGGCCACAAGACCACAGUCAAUGCAUUGAACGUGUACGUGGAUUCAUCAAGUGAUCCAUUCGAUGAUCCCAAGUUCGAGACUAUCUCUGAGAUCUUUCGUCGUCGCUACCCGGAUGGCGGAGUGGGUAUUGUGUCGACUGCUUUCCUGGCUGAUGCAACUCCUGCCGGGUUGGCGGCGCAUACAAGCGACCGUGGCGAAUAUGACCAUGUCAUCAGCGCCUACUAUGAGGGUCUGACGAAGUACGAGUGGACGAAUUGGGACGGGCCCGACGUCCUCCUUGGUGCUGGCGCGGAGGAUUUCCUGAAAACCGACGAAACAAGAGAUUACUAUAAUCUCUUCUCGGAGAAAGGGUACAGUCUGGCUUGGAACAAGACUGCUCUCCAUGACGCACCCACCGAUGAGAAGUUACUGGGCGUAUUCCAGAAAUCCAAUCUCGCAACCUGGCUCGACCGCAACGUUUACCAGGCCAACCUUCUCAACCAAAGCAAUUACCCCGACGGAUCUGACCGUGAUGCCGAAGACCUCCCAGGCCUAAAGGACAUGACCCUCAAAGCGAUCGAUGUACUCCACGACCGCCACAGCGAAGACGGAUGGUUCCUUAUGUCCGAAGCAGCCAGCAUCGACAAGCAAAUGCAUUCACUAGACUACGACCGCUCACUAGGCGAACUCCUCGAGCUAGACGACACUGUGCGCGCAACAAUCGAAAAGCUCAAAGACCUCGGCGAACUAGACGACACCCUGAUCAUCGUCACAGCCGAUCACGGCCACGGCUUUGACGUCACCGGCUCCGUAGACACCGAGUACCUGAAUGCCCAGGAAGACGACCGCAGCAAACGCAACGCAGUGGGAUACUACGAGAACUCGGGUUUGUCGCAGUACACCGUUGCAGGACCGAAUUCCUUGCGAUACUCUGAAGGUGUGCAUUUCCCUUCUCGGUGGGACCCGCGGUAUACGCUGCACUCGGGCGUUGUGGCUUUCCCUGAUCAUCGGGAGAAUUACCAGGUGCAUAGUGAGGGUCCGCGCACACCUGCUACAGAGGAUAAGAAGAAUGGGUUUUAUGCUGCUUAUAAGGAUGCUGUUACUGGGUUCGUGGUGAAUGGGACAUUGCCGCUUGAUGCGGGCCAGGGGGUCCACUCUUUGACUGAUGUGCCCGUGUUUGCGCAGGGGCCGUGUCAGGAGCUGUUUGGGGGCGUGUACAACUCCAUUGAUAUUUUCUUCAAUAUGGCGGAAUGUCUGGGGUUGUCGGAGGUCAAGGAGUGA